UCCGGAUCCGGAGCGACUGAAAGGCGGAAGUGGAGGCCGGAGCCUGAAACACCGCCGGGGGGAGAGAAUCGGAACCUGGCCGAGCCCCGGCUCCAAGUAACGCCGCCGCCCCGGAGCCGCCUUGGAGCCCCCCUCCCCACUAAGUGCCUCUUUGCAUAGCGCCGGCCCUGCCCCACGAUCACUGGUACCUCUACAGCGGGAAGGGCCAUGGCGGGUCGGGGAGGUGCAGCGAGACCCAAUGGACCAGCAGCAGGGAACAAAAUCUGUCAGUUUAAGCUGGUCCUGCUGGGGGAGUCCGCAGUAGGCAAGUCCAGCCUCGUCCUCCGCUUUGUCAAGGGCCAAUUUCAUGAGUACCAGGAGAGCACAAUUGGAGCGGCCUUCCUCACACAGACCGUCUGCUUGGACGACACAACAGUCAAGUUUGAGAUCUGGGACACAGCUGGACAGGAGCGGUAUCACAGCCUGGCCCCCAUGUACUAUCGGGGGGCCCAGGCUGCCAUCGUGGUCUAUGACAUCACCAACACAGAUACGUUUGCACGGGCCAAGAACUGGGUGAAGGAGUUACAGAGGCAGGCCAGCCCCAACAUUGUCAUCGCACUCGCGGGUAACAAGGCGGACCUGGCCAGCAAGAGAGCCGUGCAAUUCCAGGAAGCACAAGCCUAUGCAGAUGACAAUAGUUUGCUGUUCAUGGAGACAUCCGCAAAGACCGCAAUGAACGUGAAUGAAAUUUUCAUGGCAAUAGCUAAGAAGCUUCCCAAGAAUGAGCCCCAGAAUGCAGCUGGUGCUCCAGGCCGGAACCGAGGCGUGGACCUCCAGGAGAACAACCCAGCCAGCCGGAGCCAGUGCUGCAGCAACUGAGCCCCUUGCCUGCCCACUGCCCCCACCUCCUCCGCCCGAACGACCUGACUGGAAUCCACUCUAACCAAUCGCACUUAACGACUCGGGCCACCACGGGGGGGUGGGGGGGACAGGGGGAGGGGUCCACCAUGAUUUCUCUAUAUAAUUUUGCUCAUAGGGUGAAGUGAAAUACUCCACCUGCACCUUUGUGUACAAAUACUAAUUCAAUUUUAAGUCUUAAGUCACUUUUUUAAUAUAUGUGAUCUCCUCUUCCCACUUCCUGCCCUUCCUACUGCUCUCCCGCUCUUCCUUUGCUGGUCGCAGCCACGGGCUCCUGUGCCCCCACCCUUCUACGUGAAGGAGGGGAUAGAGCAGUUACCCUUCCUUUUCCUCUUGCUGAUUAGCACAUUCAGCAAGAGCAUCUGUAUCCUUACCGUGUGUGGAGUGGGCUUGGUUACGGGCAGGCCUUAGGGGCACUGGAAGGGAGAGACUCCUCGGCUGAUGUCAUCAGGCUGCAGACCCCCAACCCCCCGGCCCUGACGCGCAGCUGGGAGAGACCACAGCAUCACCACAGCAUUAUCGUGACAGCCAUGAACCCAAUGCCCACAGCCCGCCCCCACCCCCUCGUCCUGGGUCACCCUGACCUCUGGCUCUGAGCCCUGUUCUGACCAAAUCACGAUAAGUAUUUGGGGAUGGGUGGGUAAGGGGGGGAGUGGGAGGGGAUGGAACCAACUUUUUCUGUAUUUUGUAUUGUAUGUUUUCUUCAACAUGUAACCAAUCAGUAUCUUGUCAAUAUAGUCAGCCGAUCGAUCGACCUC
Talpa occidentalis (Iberian mole) is the source of this 1655-nucleotide messenger RNA. RefSeq names its product RAB5C, member RAS oncogene family (gene RAB5C). Gene Ontology annotation, molecular function: GTP binding; GTPase activity. The record is from RefSeq and is a predicted model, not a curated record. The coding region runs from base 208 to 858 and encodes 216 amino acids. The transcript is spliced from 6 exons. Lineage: Eukaryota; Metazoa; Chordata; Mammalia; Eulipotyphla; Talpidae.